Molecule: messenger RNA, 767 nt
Organism: Vespa mandarinia (Asian giant hornet)
Lineage: Eukaryota; Metazoa; Arthropoda; Insecta; Hymenoptera; Vespidae
Gene: Fis1
Product: Mitochondrial fission 1 protein
Biological process (GO): mitochondrial fission; mitochondrial fragmentation involved in apoptotic process; peroxisome fission
Cellular component (GO): peroxisomal membrane; mitochondrial outer membrane
Molecular function (GO): protein binding
Source: RefSeq, a predicted model, not a curated record
GCUUAUCGUUGCAAUCUAUUGCACUUUUUGGUACAUUAUGUCACUUGCUUAGUCAAAGAGAUAAAAAAUACAGUGCUCUUAAGUACGCGUUACGAUUAAAUAUUUUUUGUUCGCUGUGUGAUUCAACGCACACAUUAAAAAUGGAAGAUGUCCUAGAUGAAGUUGUUUCUUCGGAAGAUUUGAAGAAAUUCGAACGUGUAUAUCAUGAACAAUUACACGCAUCGGAUGUAACUCAAAAAGCACAAUUUGAGUAUGCAUGGUGUCUUGUGAGAAGCAAAUAUCCAGCCGAUAUCAGAAAGGGUAUAGUAUUGUUAGAAGAUCUGUACAAUGAUGACGGCGAUAGCGGAAAACGGGAUUGCUUAUAUUAUUUAGCUAUUGGUAAUGCCAGAAUAAGGGAAUAUUCGAAAGCUUUGUCGUAUGUCAGAGCUUUUCUCCAGGUCGAACCUGCUAACGAACAAGUGCAACAGCUCGAGACGUUAAUUAAGAAAAGGAUGGAAAAAGAAGGUCUUUACGGUAUAGCUGUGGCGGGAGGUUUAAUUAUCGGUGUUGCGAGUGUUCUAGGACUCGGAAUCGCAAUGGCUAAAAAAAAUUAAUCCUAUAAUAUUCGUGAAUUGCGUGUGACAUGAAUAGUUCAUUUAUGGGAAGUGAAAUCUUGCAAAGAAAUAAGAAUUAUUGAUAUUGGGACACCGAAUAAGUAUUUGAAUAUGUGCUUGACGUAUGAUAGAUGUACAUUCGUUCCCUAAUAAUUUUAUAUAUAUAUAUAUAUA